AUGGCGCGGUCUUUGUGGCGGAUACGAGGAACUUGGCUAUACGCAAAAUCAGCAAGGAUGGCGAAGGCAGUUUCGUUUUCCCUUUUAAAAAUCUCUAGAACAUUUUUUCUGUUUCCAACAGUGACCACCAUUGCCGGAGGUAGCUCUCGAAAGCCAGGCUUUGCCGAUGGCCCCGGAGACACAGCUCGUUUCUCAAGCGAGUUUAGGUUGGCGUGUUCUUGUGGCUCCUUACUCAUAGCCGAUCGCGGGAACCGGUUGAUUCGCGAGAUACAAAUCGAUGAUCCAAAGUCAUGUGAUUCAAGCGAUUCAGCCGUUUCCGGAUCACAAAAAUGGGCUUUAAUUCCCGUAGUGCUGCUUGGCAUCUGUCUGGAGAUGCCUCUGGGAGCUUUUAUAAUCUGGAAGAUACUUGAUCAGCGGUGCCGGCAAGCAGGCGAUCAGCUGGGAAACACUGAAAGAUUGCUGGCGGGCGUUCCGGAGGACGAUGAUCUGCAAGUUCGGCAGCAGAAGCGAACUUGCUAGCGCCGUCUU
This is a messenger RNA of Selaginella moellendorffii, 528 nucleotides long. RefSeq lists its product as uncharacterized. NCBI's taxonomy places the organism in Eukaryota, Viridiplantae, Streptophyta, Lycopodiopsida, Selaginellales, Selaginellaceae. Bases 1 to 519 code for a protein of 172 amino acids. The record is from RefSeq and is a predicted model, not a curated record. The transcript has 3 exons.